AUGGACGGGUACAUGCUAACCGCAGCUAAGCUUCUAAACCUGGACCCGACGCCAUCCAUUACGCAUCACGAAGCAUUUCAGCAGAAGCCGGAAAAGGCUCUCUGGAUCUGUUCCUCGUUUGGCGUAGGCCGCCGCCCCGGUGGCUUCCAAGCCUGCUCCAAGCCUGCUCCCCACCCUUCGCUCCUCGCGCAGACGCUGCAUCCUGCCAGCCAGUCACGGCCGCCAAUCUCCACCAGCCCCCCAGCGGAUGCAGCGAUUUGCGGCCAGCUAGACCCGGUACAUGCGCACCACGAGCAGCGCGGAGGCAGCGCGUUAUGCCCCAACGAGAAGUGCCCCGAGACGCCUCAAGCCUCCCCGCAAAGCAGCAGCGACCUGGGCGCUACCGCCCCUGCAGUGCGAGUGCCACUGCGCAUCCUGCACUAUCAGGCUACGAGCUACUAUGUACCAGAAGAAAAGGAAAGCAGAAAAGAUUCGAUUCCAAAGCACCCCCUACCCGACGGUGGCCCAAUGAUUGCAUGUCAAUUACAUGGACGGGCACGUCGAGAUAAGUUUCUUUUGCACGCGACCCUGUUCGCCCCGUCGAAGCCUAGUGGGCUCACUCUGAUGGGCUCCGCUACGUUGGCCUGGCAUCAAAGCUACUCCUACAAGCAGUAUUUCGUACGUACGAGGUAUUACAACCAAGGACUAAUAGGAUCAUGCCAUGGAUUGAGUGAUAUUAUUGCACACACAUAUACGAAGUGCAUGUCGACGCCAAGAUGGACCACCGCAGCCUGCACGGACUACAAAAGCAUGUCCAGUAACGGCAUGUUUGACAGCAUCCUUGACAGCUAGGCUACGGGUUUCAAAAGAGUUUUUACUCUUCAAACCAAUUCUAGUCACGCCCAGUGGCAACUGGGAAAAAAGGGGCCUGUGAGUAACCCAAGCUAGGUGAAAGGGCCGAGUGGGAGAAACAUGGCCAAUCUGCGCCGUAAAAAAGAGGACCGGCGGUACAGCUAAAAGUAAGCCGCUUCUCAAUGCGACAAAGAGUAUCCACAGCUUCCACACGACCUUACCAAAUGUCAAAG
Trichoderma asperellum CBS 433.97 is the source of this 1064-nucleotide messenger RNA. Lineage: Eukaryota; Fungi; Ascomycota; Sordariomycetes; Hypocreales; Hypocreaceae. The record is from RefSeq and is a predicted model, not a curated record.